Paramecium pentaurelia is the source of this 1469-nucleotide messenger RNA. Lineage: Eukaryota; Ciliophora; Oligohymenophorea; Peniculida; Parameciidae. The record is from the annotation of a GenBank genome assembly.
AUGAAGAAAACAGUCAAACAGAAAGUAAAGAUGUUAGGAGCAUUAGAAUUGGAUCGUCAAAUGAAAAGAUAAUUGGAAUCCACUAAUUAUUCAAUAUUAUAGAAUUUUGAUGUAUUUCAACACCCAUAUUGCAGUAUUUUCGAUCUCUUUUAGGAAGAUCUCAUAAAAAUUAUUCUGAAGUUGAAUAAUUGAAGAAAUUCUUAUAGCAAAUACCAUAUUUAAAGGAAAUUACAGAAGGAAUGUCAAUAAGAUUGAUUGAGAAGAUCAUACAUCAAUUAACAUUAUAAUUCCUACCUGCAAAUAGUUAAUGUGAUUCUUAAUUUCAAAUCAUCUUAAGUGGAGAAAUCCAAAUAGGCUAAAGAACAUUUGUUUAAACAGAUACUAUAAAUGAAGUUGGUUCAGUUAUAAGAGAUUCUUGGGUUCUAAUACUAAAUAAUGAAGGAUACAAUGAACUUAUUAGAGAAUACCAUGAAAAUCUGUUAGCUUAGAAAUUACAUCUUAUAUAAUAAUAUUCUGUUUUUAAUAAAAUAAGCAUUUAAAGAUUAAAAAAUCAAUUAGAUCAAUUCAAAUAAGAUUAAGCUAUUAAUAAUACAAUUUUAUAUUAGGAAAAACAAUUAGCUGAUUCAUUUUACUUAAUAGUGUAAGGAGAAAUCAAAUUAAUAUAAUAAGAUAUAGAAUUAUAAUUAUUGGGACCUAAAUGUGUUUUUGGAGAAAUGGAAUUUGUGGAAGGUAAUGAAUUUAGAUUGCACAAAGCAAUUGUUACUUAACAUAUUACUUAUUAUAGAAUUGGAUAUCAUCAAUUAAAGAUUCUCUUAAAUUCUAGUUGUAUGUAUGAAACAUUUUGUUAGAAUUAUCAUAUUAAAGCAUAAUUUUGGAAGACAAGAAUGUAAUAAUGUAAAAAAGAAGUUAUUAUAUCUAUUGAUUAUUCUGAAUUUAAACAUGAUAUUCCUAAGACAUAUCAUAAUUAUCUCCCAGCAUCUAAAUUAUUAAAAUAUGCAAAGUAGAAUACAUCUAAUCAUAUUGAUGAUUAAAAAGAAACUAAAGAAGAUAAAAUACUUGAAUCAUACAAAUAAUUUAAUCAUUAAAUCAAAUUAAAUUUUAAACAUAAUCAUUUAUUGAGAAAAGUAUUGAUUUAAGCAAAGUAAACUAAACAUGAUUUACCUAUUAUGAAAGGAUUACAAUUAGAAAAGUAUUUACCUAAAAAUCAUUUUACUCAUAAAAAGUCAUUGAAUAUAAUUAGUCAAUUUAAUGAAACCAUAUAUCAAAGGUUUAUUUCAGAUGUAGAAUCAUAUCCAACAACAACUACUUUUGUUAAAGGAUCUCGAUUAUUUAGUGCAGCAAGUAGAUUAUAAUCUCCUGUCAGUAGAUUAUAAUCAGCAGCACCAAAAUUAUUUACAAGUCCUUAAAAAUUAUAAUAAUAAUAAUUUAGACCAAUAACAGGAAUAAAAAGAUCUAUUAGUAGUUAAUGA